AUGUCCCACAUCCUGAUAAAUUCACAAUCGUUGCGUCAAGGAACUACUGUGCCUAGGCAAGCUGCGAUGUUGACAACAUCUGGUACUUUGUAUCGCAAGUAUUGUUCUGGCCGAAACUUCGAAGAACUGCCGGCACGCCCGCUACGACGACAAGCAAACUUGAAGGGUCGAAAAGCCAAAGAAAAAUACACACAAGGAAAGAAUAGCACAAGGAUAUGGGUGACUACUUGUCAUGCAACAACUACGAGGCAUAUCUGUGAUGGCUCAGCAUAUUCCUUGGUCAGCGAAGGGCCAAAUCUCUUGAAUCUGAUCACAUUAUCCCACAAUUCUCCAAACUUGGAGACCAAAGUACUGGCAUCUCGCGCAGAACUCUCCCAGCGCCCUCCUAUCGACCGGCGACGAUGUCACAUACCACACAUUCACACGAUGAACGAACAGACGAAGAAGAAUCUUGAAAGUUCUAUUGAAUUAUCUAGAUCUUGUGAGCGAUUUCUACAUACCAGGAGGACAUGGACUUCUCACCUUUACAAUCCCUUGAGCAACAACUCCCCAAUGUUCAAAGCUAGACGAUCGGCUCUUGUUGGCAUGGUGUCUUGUCUCUCGAACAGUGGACGUUCCACGGUUGAGAAAGCAAGCGGUUUCCUGAGCUCUUGUCCGAAACCUGGAAAGACGACAGGAGGAGAUAUCGGCCCUUUCUACGACCGAGGACAAGACCACCUACGCGCCGUGGAUGAACAAAAGCAAAUGUCGAAAUGUGGAUAA
This is a messenger RNA of Mollisia scopiformis, 762 nucleotides long. RefSeq lists its product as uncharacterized. The record is from RefSeq and is a predicted model, not a curated record. The transcript has 4 exons. Bases 1 to 762 code for a protein of 253 amino acids. NCBI's taxonomy places the organism in Eukaryota, Fungi, Ascomycota, Leotiomycetes, Helotiales, Mollisiaceae.